Linum tenue is the source of this 264-nucleotide messenger RNA. The record is from the annotation of a GenBank genome assembly. NCBI's taxonomy places the organism in Eukaryota, Viridiplantae, Streptophyta, Magnoliopsida, Malpighiales, Linaceae.
AUGUCGUCAUCAUCCUCGCCAUCGUAUCCUACCUCUUCAUCCGCCGCCGCUACAACAAUCGGAGCAAAAUCCUCAAGAUCCAAAUGGUCUCCGAGAGCCGGGAGCUCCGCAUCAAGUACUGCUUCCUUCGGAAAGUCGCAUGCGUCCCGACCAAGUUCCAUAACUAGGAGAUCGAGGACGCCACGACCAACUUCUAGUCCUUCCUUGGCUAGGGUGCUUCCGCUUCCGUCUUCCAGGGCGUCCUCAGCGACGGGACCGCGGUAG